UCAGUUUUGCAUUCGCGCAAUUGAAUUGGCCAAUCAGACGAAUGUGAGUGAAGUUACACAACAUUUAUCGUUAUCAAAUAUCGAUAUUGGAUGUUUAAUGUUAAGUUAUUUGCAGAUAAAAAUGUCAAAUCCUCAAGAAAACCAAAACGAAAACAAAAGUGAAAUUGAUCGAUGCAUAGAAUUAUUGCGUCCAUCUUCGUCGGAUGAUGCUAAAUUUGUCGCGCUUAUGCUUUUACCGCGACUUUUGAAACAGGAAAAAGAAAAUGUGAUACUUAUCUUUGACGCGAUGGAUUUCAAGUUUUUGGAGCGCUUAAUGAGAACUGAGAGUGUAAACGACGACAACCUACCAGACUUUACUUUAAAAUCAAUAGCUGUUAAUAUAUUAUCUUGCUUUUGCGCAACUGACGAACUUUUAAAUAGAAAACAGAUUCAUUCUCGUGUUCCAACUCUUGUGUCUCUUAUAUCUCCAAAUAACGAAGAGCUAACGCGAGAUAUCUUAGGGAUACUUCUUAGAUUAUCAUCCGUAAAUCAAGGUUUGAUUUAUAUUAUAGAUGACAAAUUUAUAGUUGAAAUACAGGAACUUGCUCUAAAUGUGAUUUAUUACACUACUAUCGGUGUGAUCACAUCAAUUUCAAAGGAUCAGAGUUUUCCUGAUUCUAAAGCAAUUGUUCAAAGAUAUAUCAUUAUAAUACUUAAACAACUGUCAGAAAUAUUUCGAAUAAAUCAAGAUAAAAUUAAGUUUGAUUUACUUCAAUUUUUUGUUAACAUAUUUACACGCAUGUCAGAUCAGGCAAUUAAUGAUAAAUCACAAACUAGCAUUUGGCUUAAGAAUUUUAGGCAUGGCUUACUAGCAAUUUUAAGUAGCAAAUUAGGGAGUGAACAACGUGAUAAGGCACUGUCUCUUGUCAUGUUACUUCUUCAUCACUUUGGAACUAUUUCAUUAUUAGCUCCUGUUACAUCAAAUCUUACUUUGACUCAGAUAUCAAAAAGUGCGGCGAGCGAUAUUGAAAAUGAAUUUAAAUUUUCAGCGUUAUUGGCACAAUUAUCAUGCAUUGAAAUACGAUUGAUGUUGGAUGAGUUAGAACAAGAAAAAAAGAAUGACAAACUUAACGAACGUCUUGAUGUGAUGUUACCAGCAUGUUAUACUAUUUUGGAAAAAUCGAUCGAGUAUCUAUCACACGUUGAAAAUUUACUAGAGUCACAGGAAAAAGUAGAAACAAAUCGAGUAAAGUUAGAGCCCGAUGUUUUACUGCGAUUAAGGGGUACUAUGACGGAAACAUUUCGAGCCAUAAUUGAAUAUUUAGUAGACGUUAAAGAAGGAGGAAUUUCUUACGAGGCCGCUGUGAAAGAUGAAAAAAUCUUAGCGAGUAUUCGUGUCCUUUCUGCAUGGCUCGCCGAAGAAUGUUCAUUAGAAAAAGAAACCUUGGCUGUGUUGCCAUUUUUAAUUGGCAUUUAUAAUUACUG
Racocetra persica is the source of this 1464-nucleotide messenger RNA. Lineage: Eukaryota; Fungi; Glomeromycota; Glomeromycetes; Diversisporales; Gigasporaceae. The record is from the annotation of a GenBank genome assembly.